AACACAGUGCAUGUGUUGUAUAAUAAAAAUAAAUAAAAAAUAAAUAAAUCGAUAAAAUAAAAAUGGCUCUCAUAUUAUACUGCGAUGAUUUAACACAAGCUCCUCAAAACCUUAACACGGAUAUAUGCAGUAUUAGCACUUUCAAAUGGCAAUUAAGUAUCGUGGUAAGCGUGUUGUUGUUGGUGAUUGGCCUACACGUUUUAAGAAAGUGGAAGUACAGACUACAUCACACACUACUUUUGUAUCACAAUUUACGCGCUGCCACGGCGUUGCUGUUAUUUUCUUCAAACACAAUAGAGCUCGCACGUGCUUUGUUGCCGUUAUCAGCAGAGCUAUCACAACAAAAAAAUAUAGAUGAUAAUAAUAUAGCGGCAAAUAUGACUUAUUUAGUUGUUGGCAGCGAUUUAUUGUGGAAUGCUUUGGCUGCGCUGUGUCUCACCCUAAUACUAAUGUGGUAUCAUCGCGUGGUCGAGGUGAAGAAAUCGACAAAUUAUUUAUACUUCACUUGCAUCAUUGAGUUAUUUAUAUCCUUCGUGCGCAUUUAUGAGCUUGCUGAGAUCUCCUAUUUUCAAAAUAUUUACGAAAUGGAGGCUUGUCUUGAAACUUUAUCCGUUAUGUCACUGUUCGGCAUGGCGGCUAUUGACGGCUUUACCAUCUACAAAGAGCGUUAUCGUCCCGAUUAUUUAGAGGAUUAUGAAAAAAUCGGCUACAAACACACAUUAGCCACUUUUUAUUCGAAAGCUUGCUUUUGGUGGCUCACACCUUUGCUCUGGUUCGGCUACAAAGAGCCUUUGGAAGUUGAAGAUUUGGGUCAGAUGCGUCUGGAAGACAGCGCGCGUGCGCAUUACGAUCAAUUUUUAUUGAUUUACAAAACGGCAAAGGUGAAAAAUGGCGAUCGCCCGCCGUCGCUGUGGCUUUGCUAUUUGCGCAGCAGCUGGCGCAUGUUUACAUUGGGCGGUCUGUUAAAGCUCUGUGGUGAUUUAUGCGCCUUGAUUGGCCCACUUGCCAUACAGCAAAUUGUGCAAUAUAUCGAAAGCAUGUACAGCACGACUUACGCGAGCUGGUUGCACUCUAAUAACAACAACAACAGCGGCGCCAACAAUCCAAAUACCACUAUCAAUGACAGUCCAUACACACCGGGGCGGGCAUUGAGGUCGGGUGUGGGUAACCACAGCUAUGAUAGUAGUGAAAUUGUUAGAAAUAGAUCAAUUACGCCAGGGGGAAUUCAAAAUCUCUAUAGUGACCACAGAAACAACACUAGUAAUAGUAGUAGCAGCAGCAGAUUUGGCAAUUUCCAUGACAGCAGUCGAAUUAGACUGCAAGCGGCAGCAACAAAUUGGAUAUCAAAUGCCUUGGCGUCAGCGUUAACCACCACAAAUACAUAUAGCACGAAUGGCACUGGUGGUAAUGGUAAUGGCAACAACAAUUACAAUAUGCAUUACAUCAACGGCCCGUCAGCAGAGGCCGCAAUGAUAACUGAGCCCAGCCGUGCGCUGAGUGUUGGCCUCAGCAGCAUAAUCAACACCAGUACCAGCACAGAUGAUAACAAUCAAAUGUUGAAUGCCGGCAUCGAUUACAAUGACGCUGAAGUGCAAAUUUACUAUCCGAAUUGGCUAGAUUUAGUGUCGAACGGUUGGGCUAUCGCCUGGCUGGUGUUGUUGGCCGCUUUGGCGCAGGGCGCAUUCUCACAAGCUUCGACACAUGUACUCAACAUGACAGGCAUACGUAUAAAGACGUCGCUGCAGGGUUUAAUCUAUCGCAAAACAUUACUGCUCAAUUCAAGUGUUGGACAAUCAGCUGCCGGCAGCGGUGGUGUCGGUUAUAAUGAAGCAUGUGCGGCGGGUGGUGGUAUUGAUGUCACGAAAGGAAAAUAUUUGAAAACGCAUGCUAAUGGAGCUGUUAAUACUGCGGCUGCGGAGGAAGGUAGAGCAGGUGGUAAAGCUGAUGUUGCUGCGGACAAUGCGAAGAAUGGUGCGACAAAGGCAGCGGAUGCCAGCGGCUUAAGCGAUGUGGGCGCCAUCACCAAUCUGAUGUCGGAGGAUGCGCUGAAUGUGAUGUCAUUCUUCUGGAUAGCGCACUACGUCUGGGCCAUACCACUCAAGAUCGGUGUGGUUAUGUAUCUACUUUAUCUUAAAUUGGGCAUAAGCGCUAUCAUUGGCUCAUUUGUUUGUAUUCUGACGAUGACACCGCUGCAAUUUCUCAUUGGGCGUGCCAUGUCCUUCAAUACGGAUAAAGUUGCGGAAUGCGCCGACCAACGUCUUAGAAUAAUACACGAUGUAUUAAUGGGUAUCAAAGCCAUUAAAUUUAAUGUUUGGACCGAGUCAUUUGUGCAUCGCAUUGAUGAGAAGCGUAAAAUGGAACUGAAAUAUCUCGGCUGGGAUUCUUUCUACUUUACUUUGAUGACCAUACUCACACAUAUCUCAAGCGUUCUUAUUAGCUACGUCACGUUGGCUGCAUAUGUGGCGCUCGAAGGUGACGAGGCCGAAUUCACCGCCAGUCGUUUAUUCUCCGCUUUGGCGCUAUUUCAGCAACUGACAGUGCCACUACUUAUAUUCCCCAUAACCGUGCCCAUUAUUUUAUCUGCUGUUGUGUCCACAAAACGCCUCGAACGCUUUUUCAGCGCGCGCGAAAUACACAAACAAUUCGAGGGCAUACGUCACAUGGCUCGCAUACUGAGCAAAAGUGAUGCUUCGCUGGACUUCUACGAAGUACAAGGCAAAUCCAUAAAUGACCUAACGAUAAGUGAAAGCGGCAGCGGCGAUAGUGGCUUGGGUUUGGUUGGCGAUAAGCAUCGCGUUCAACGUGAGAAUAAAUUGAAUGAACGCCUGGCGCUGAAGCUGCAUAUACCGGAGAGUCCUGCACCGUUGGCGCACUCGGAACCACAAACACCGCUCACAACAAACGAUCCAUCAAUAGUCGAUAAACAUUUGCUAACGCCACGCCGCAACAGUGAGGAGCAUUUGCUUGGUAGCGCAGUGGGCCGUAAGUUGAGUCAACAGCGUCGCGAUUUAUUGCGCAAUAGUCCUUAUGUAGUAAUACGACCGCGCAAGUUUCCCGGUGGCGCGACAGCGCAGCCGCAUGCACAACUCACGCCAGCACAGCAGUUGGCGCAUAAACGCAUGGAUUCAUGGAGUCGCGACUCGUUGGUGCUCAAGUUGCCGGAAGAUAUGGCGGUGUCGGUGCGUGAUGCUUGCUUCGCUUGGAAUCCGCAAUAUCCGGAGUUGCGUCUAUUGACUCUACGCAAUGUGACAGUGCCGCGUAGCAAACUCACCAUAGUGGUAGGUAAAAAUGGCAGCGGCAAGACAUCGCUACUGUCAGCUUUGCUUAUGGAAAUGCCGCUGCUGCGUGGCGAUAUCAUCUGGAAUAAGACCUCGACAAUUGCUUUUGUACCGCAGCAACCCUGGCUACUCAACGCUAAUAUACGUGAGAAUAUUUUAUUUGGCGAAUCAUUUCGUCCGCGGCGUUAUGAUUUCGUACUGGAGGCGUGUGCAUUGAAACCGGAUAUUGAGUUGAUGCCGGAUGCGGAUUUUACGGUGAUUGGUGAGCGUGGCAUUAAUUUGUCGGGCGGUCAGCGACAGCGCAUAGCCAUUGCACGCGCACUUUACUCAUCGGCCAAUGUGGUGAUAAUGGAUGAUCCGUUCUCCUCGCUGGACAAUGAGGUGGCACGUCAUAUUUUCGAACAAAGCGUACAGCGUAUGUUGCUCAAGGCAAAGCGAACUGUAAUAUUGGUGACACAACAGUUGCAACUGACGCGGCAUGCGGAUUAUCUAAUUGUCAUGAAGAAUGGCCAAUUGCUGGCCACAGGCGGUUACAAGGAAAUCGAAUUGAAAUAUCCACAUAUUGUUGCCAAAUGGCAAACAAUUAUUGCAAAAGUGAAUGAGCAGACGGAUGACGAUGAUCGCAAUAUGGCCGCCGCUGGAAGGACAGCGUGUGAACGUUGGAAAUUAUACCAAAAUGUUACGAAAUUAGGCCUGCAGCGCACCAAGUCCACCAAAGUUAUGGCAGCGAAAACAAAAGUAAAAGCCAAAGCGAUAGCUAUAGGAAAACCGAAAACAAUUUGUAGCGACUCACGCGAAAUCGUUAUGAAUAUAGAAGAGGGUGUUGUUGGCGAUGUUCGUGCUAAUGGUGAUACAAUUGUUGAGUUGCUUGAUGGUGAAGUUAGUGAGCAAGCGAACGUUGUCAAUGAUGUCGGUGUUGUUGCUGGUGAUAGCAAUGGCAAAGAGCUUGAUGAAGUGGACGCUGUGGAGGAGGAAGAUGAGGAUGACGAGGGGAGUGAAGAGGAUGAUGAUGACGAUGAAGAGGACGAUUUAAUGACAGUGCAACCGCUUCCGUCGAUAAGUCGCUGUCGCAGCGGUAGUAGGUAUGUAAAUCAUAUUGGUGCUUUGCAUGACACGCCCACCGGCGCCAUUCCCGCCCGUAUACCGCUGACGCGUCAACGCUCCAGCCACUAUGGAUCACGCCAUCUUUUCUACGACGCGCCACUGCCCACCGACGAGUGUCAAAUGGAGGAUGUAAUCUUACGUCGGCGACGGCGCUCCCAGCGCGUACGACGAAACUCUGCACAAGAUCAACAGCGCCCCUAUUCGCUUAUUUCUACCGGCAGCAGUCGACUGAGCGCGGCGAGUACAUCGACCACAGCAUCAGCCGAGUUACGACGUAGUCUAUUCACGAACAGCGUUGGUAGCAGCGCACCCAGCUAUAUGAGUGGUGUUAGUGGCAACAGUUUGCUGUCGGUGGAUACUGGUUUCGUUGGCGGUGUUKACGAGAGUUCACAGCGCACACAUUCCUGGCAGCCGCAGAGCGCUGGCGGUGAUGAGGUUGUCAAUAAAGCUCAUCAAAAAGUGUCACGUAACAAAUCAUCGCCAGGCUGUUUGGUGCAUAGCACACAACAACAACAGCAGCAGCAGCAGCAGCAGCAGCAGAAAGUGAAUAAAGAGGAGGCGGCAUCAGUUGGUUUGGGAAGCGGUUUCCAGCAGUUUUUGCGUCGCAUGUCGAUGCGGCGCACGGCAGCGCACAUCAAGCCACGACCGCUUAGCAGCACAAAUUCCAUAAGAAGCAUUACCGAGGAGAGUACCACAAAUCAAUCCACACCUAUGUCCAGUUCGGUGCCUUCGAUUGAGUUAAGUACCGUUGCCACGCCAGAGGCGGAUGAAGAUCAGAAGGAUGCGACAAUGUGCGAGGAUGAUAGCUGGAUUGUUCAUAUCGAAAAUGAGGAAGUGGCGGAUGCCACCAUUGACUACAAAACUUUGACCAACAUGACAAAUACACCGUUACACAACAAUGAUAACAAGCCGCCACAACGAAGAAACCCUAUAAAACGCAGCCGAAGUGGUAUUAAGAGAUCAGCAGGUCGUGGCGCUGUUACUACUGUCACGGCCAACACAUCGUCUGGCUACGAUGCCGAAAGAAAAUAUGGAAAAAUACCAGCACACAUCUAUUUGUUGUACCUACGUGCAUCCGGUUGGCGAAUGGUGACGAUAUUCUUUUUGACGGCGCUGAUUUGGCAAGGCAUGCGUGUGUACACAGAUGUCUGGCUACAGCACUGGACCGACGGUAGCACAGGUAAUGGCAACAUAAACGUUAACAGCAGAGACAGCGGCGACAUUGCUCGGAAACGAGUUGACAGCAUGACGACGACUGUGUCGACGCCUCAGGCCUUUAAUCGAUUCGAUAUAACUGGCAUAAACGCAACGGCAGCAACAGCAAUACGAGCAGCGGCAGCAUUACUGCAGGCGGCUGUCAACAAAACUGCUUACAACAACAGUAAGGUGUACAACAAUGAUAGCAGCGUCAAUGGUCAUGCCGAGGAUGUCACGUAUUAUUUUCACAUUUAUUCGGCGAUUUCGUGCGUUUGCAUUGUAAUGGCGGUGAUAUCGACACCAGUUGGCCAAUUGGCCGGUUGCAACGCGCGCAGCAAUCUACACGACCAAUUGCUGUUGGCGAUUAUGCGCAAACCGUUGCACUUUUUCCAAGUGACCCCACUUGGACGACUGAUGAAUCGCUUUGGCAACGAUAUGGCCAUCAUCGAUAAGAAAAUUGCCGCCACCAGUCAACGUCUCUUACAAUUCUCUCUUCUUUGCUUAUGCGCUGUGCUCAUAAAUGUCAGCAUUACUCCCUGGUUUAUAUUACUCACAGCGCCGAUUUGUUUUGCCUACUAUGGCAUACAAAAAUUCUACCGUUGCUCGGCAAGAGAACUACAGCGCAUUGAAAAUUCGACAAGCUCGCCGGUGAUCUCGCAUCUGUCGGAAACCAUACAAGGUGUUACGACGAUAAGAGCAUACAAUCAGGAGGCACGAUUUACCGAAAUACUCUUUAAGCGCUUGGAGGCGAAUACGAUUGCAUUUACGAUAUUGAAUACAAGUAAUCGUUGGUUGGGCAUAUCACUGGACUUUCUAGGUGGCUUCAUCGUCUUUAUCGCCGUUAUAACCGCUUUGAUAGCUGCUACCAUUAGUUGUAAUCGUUACAAAUCAAAACUCGGCAACGGCACCCACAAUAUAAAUGAAUUGCUAACGCCAUCGCCAUCACUCGUCGGUUUGGCCAUCAAUUACACACUGCUAAUGCCGAUCUACUUGAAUUGGGUAGUGAAAUUAUUGGCUGAUAUGGAAAUGUAUGUGGGUUCAGUGGAACGUAUAGCUUACUAUGCGGAAAUUGAUCAAAAUGUCGAAACACCGUUAGAUAUAACAUGUGACGAUGACACAGCCACAAAUGUGAAAAAAGCCAAAACAAAAGCGACAGGGAAAUCAGUUAAUCACACUUCUGUCAAUUUUGAAGUGGCGCGUGUGGAGUAUUGUAAACCUAGAAGCUUGUCGGUGCCGUUGGUUAUGAGUAAUUAUGAAUCCGUACCCAUUUCAUGGCCACGGCAGGGUGACAUCAGCUUUGAGAGUGUCAGCUUGCGUUAUGAAGGUCAGAGAGACGAAGUGAUUAAGAAUUUGUCAUUAAAAAUUCCUUAUGGCCAAAGGAUUGGCAUUUGCGGACGCACCGGCAGUGGCAAAUCUUCAUUAGCCAUGUCCUUGUUGGGUGUGUUACAAACGACAGCGGGACGCAUUUGCAUCGACGAUGUGGACAUAACGAAAAUUCAUCCAGACGAAGUGCGCAUGCGUGUUUCGAUGAUACCACAGGAUGUGCAUGUCUUCAAUCUGAGCAUACGCGAGAAUCUUAAUCCAACAGCUUACUAUGCCAUCUCCGAGCUGUGGGAUGCGCUAGAUAAGGUGGGAUUGACGAGUUUUGUCAAUCAGUUGCCAGACAAUAUUGAUACCAUUGUUGGUGAUGGUGGCAUACAGUUGAGCGCCGGUCAACGCCAGUUGCUCUGCUUGGCGCGUAUUCUCUUGCGCGGCUCGGUUUGUUUGAUACUUGACGAAGCGACCAGCUCUUUGGAUAGCGGCGCUGAGCAGGCGCUCCUCACAGCGGCACAUAACUCCUUCCGCGGUCGAACGAUUAUAACCAUUGCGCACCGUCUCUCCACAAUACUUGAUUAUGAUCGCAUUAUUGUUUUGGAGCAGGGUCGCAUUAUUGAAGACGGCACGCCUGCUGAGCUGCAGCAGCGUAAAGAUGGCACCUUCUAUGGUUUAUUACAUUUAGGGCGUACCGUGGCUGGUACUAAUUUUCCUCAGCUGUAAAUGCGAGUUUAAAAUUUUAACUUUGAAAACUUUACUUUCUAAUGGUAUUGUAUUUAUAGUGAAAUGCUUGUGUUAAUGGCCUUAUAUAUUUAAGUAUUUUUCUAAAUUUCGUGCAUUUUAUGAAAUUUUUCGUAAUUUUAAAGCAACCCACAAGUGUCAACUAAGUUUCGCCCCUUUAAAUAAGAGUAUUAUUGUUGUAACUAUAUUAAUUUAACUUGCAGUAAUGCGUACUAAAUGUAAGUUCUCUACUUAAACUGAGAUUGAAAUGAGUUAUUGUUUGGCCAUAUUGUUUUCUAGUCUUUAUUUAUAAAUUAAAAAUUGUACAAUUUAUACGACAAACAUAUUUAGUAGGCGCGCCCUUGGAUUGUACUUAUAUUUAAAUUCGUUUACUUACAUAUAUACACAUAUAUUUAUGUACCAAGUACUAUACAAUCGCUUUGUAUUGGAGUAUGGGCACGUACUUACUAGACUAAUGUCUGAAACCAUGCAUUUGUAUAAAUAAAUAAAAUAAUACAAAUAAAA
Bactrocera latifrons is the source of this 8138-nucleotide messenger RNA. RefSeq names its product ATP-binding cassette sub-family C member Sur (gene Sur). The coding region runs from base 63 to 7616 and encodes 2517 amino acids. Gene Ontology annotation, biological process: transmembrane transport. Gene Ontology annotation, molecular function: ABC-type transporter activity; ATP binding; ATP hydrolysis activity. Lineage: Eukaryota; Metazoa; Arthropoda; Insecta; Diptera; Tephritidae. The transcript is spliced from 23 exons. The record is from RefSeq and is a predicted model, not a curated record. Gene Ontology annotation, cellular component: membrane.